AUGGCAGCCACAAGAGUGCUUACUGCAGCUGCAGCCACUACCAAACCCACCUCCUGUUUCCUCUCCAAACGAGCUUUCCUUCUUCCGACGAAUACAUCAUGCGGCGGCGCUGCUCUAUCCUUCAACAGAAGAGCUUUGGUGUUGAAAUCUAAACAACCCUUCUCUUGCAAUGCCAUAUACAAUCCUCAGGUUAAGGUUAAAGAAGAGGGUCAAUCCGAAACCCUAGAUUAUCGCGUUUUCUUCCUCGAUGGCUCCGGAAAGAAGAGUGUGGCCCUGUAUCCAGGAAAAUGA
Molecule: messenger RNA, 291 nt
Organism: Eruca vesicaria subsp. sativa (arugula)
Lineage: Eukaryota; Viridiplantae; Streptophyta; Magnoliopsida; Brassicales; Brassicaceae
Source: the annotation of a GenBank genome assembly